GUAUAUGAUGACCAACCAAAUGCACAUCAGAGGUUUAUGGAAAAGCUAGAUGCCUGCAUACGUAACCAUGACAGGGAGAUAGAAAAGAUGUGCAAUUUUCACCAUCAGGGCUUUGUGGAUGCUAUUACAGAACUUCUUAAAGUUAGGGCUGAUGCAGAAAAAUUGAAGGUCCAAGUUACUGAUACCAACCGAAGGCUUCAGGAUGCUGGGAAAGAGGUGAUAGCCCAAACAGAGGAAAUCAUCCGAUGUAGAGUGCAGCAACGGAAUAUUGCAACAGUUGUGGAAAAACUACAAUUGUGUCUUCCAGUGCUGGAAAUGUACAGCAAACUAAAAGAGCAGAUGAAGGUAAAAAGAUAUUAUUCUGCUUUAAAAACAAUGGAACAGCUAGAAAAUCUGUAUCUACCUAGAGUUAGCCAAUACCGUUUUUGCCAGAUAAUGAUAGAAAAUCUUCCAAAACUGCGUGAAGAAAUAAAAGAAAUAUCCAUGUCAGACCUCAAGGAUUUCUUAGAGAGUAUUCGAAAGCAUUCUGACAGAAUUGGGGAAACUGCCAUGAAGCAGGCACAGCAGCAGAAAACCUUUAGUACCACUCUUCAGAAGCAGAAUAAUGCAAACUAUGGUCGGAAUAUGCAUUUAGGUAGAAACAGAAUGUUGGAAUCCAAGAAUGAAAUCACAUUGAAGCGAACAUUUGAAGAAGAUGAUGAGCAUGAAGAAGAGGUUUUAACUGCUCAAGAUCUUGUAGACUUUUCUCCAGUCUAUAGGUGUUUGCACAUCUACUCAGUUUUGGGCGAUGGAGAAAUAUUUGAAAAUUACUACAGGAAACAAAGAAGGAAACAAGCAAGAUUAGUUUUGCAGCCGCAGUCAAGCAUGCAUGAAACAGUAGAAGGCUAUAGAAGAUACUUCAGUCAAAUUGUAGGUUUCUUUGUAGUAGAAGACCAUAUUUUACAUGUAACCCAAGGAUUGGUAACUAGAACAUAUACUGAUGAACUCUGGAACAUGGCCCUUUCCAAGAUCAUUGCUGUUCUUAGAACACAUUCAUCAUAUUGCAGUGAUCCCGACCUUGUUCUGGAACUGAAGAAUCUCAUUGUAGUAUUUGCUGAUACUUUGCAGGGCUAUGGUUUUCCUGUGAACCGACUAUUUGAUCUUUUAUUUGAGAUAAGAGACCAAUACAAUGAAACACUUCUUAAAAAGUGGUCUGGACUGUUCAGGGAUAUUUUUGAAGCGGACAACUACAGCCCUAUUCCUGUAGCAAAUGAAGAGGAAUACAGAAUAGUUAUAAGCAAAUUUCCUUUUCAAGAUCCAGAACUUGAUAAGCAGUCCUUUCCGAAGAAGCUUCCAAUGUCUCAGUCAGUGCCUCAGAUUUAUAUCCAGGUUAAGGAAUUUAUUUAUGCAAGCCUUAAGUUUUCAGAGUCACUUCACCGCAGCUCAACAGAAAUAGAUGAUAUGCUCAGAAAAUCUACAAAUUUGCUGCUUACAAGAACUCUAAGUAGUUGUUUACAGAACCUAAUUAAAAAACCUCAUAUAGGUUUAACCGAGCUUGUUCAAAUCAUCAUAAACACAACACACCUGGAACAAGCCUGUAAAUACCUUGAAGAUUUUAUAUCUAACAUUACAAAUAUUUCACAAGUGACUGUUCACACUGCAAGACUUUAUGGACUUUCUACAUUUAAGGAUGCAAGACAUGCUGCAGAAGGAGAAAUAUACACAAAACUUAACCAAAAAAUAGAUGAAUUUAUUCAGAUUGCUGAUUAUGAUUGGACAAUGUCUGAAUCAGAUGGAAGAGCCAGUGGAUACUUAAUGGACCUUAUUAACUUUUUAAGAAGCACAUUUCAAGUUUUUACUCAUUUACCUAAUAACAACAAUGACCAUGCAGCUAUGUCGGGAAAAGUGGCCCAGACAGCUUGCAUGUCAGCUUGCCAGCAUCUUUCAAUGUCCCUAAUGCAGAUGCUACUGGACAGUGAAUUAAAACAAAUAAGCAUGGGAGCAAUUCAGCAGUUUAAUUUAGAUGUGAUACAGUGUGAAUUGUUUGCUAGUUCUGAGCCUGUGCCAGGAUUCCAGGGAGACACCCUGCAGUUAGCUUUCAUCGACCUCAGACAAGGGGCACUGUGCUACUGGUGGUACUGUUACACGGAUGUAAGAUUGAAUUUUGUCGUGACAAUUUUGUAA
Molecule: messenger RNA, 2163 nt
Organism: Eurypyga helias (sunbittern)
Lineage: Eukaryota; Metazoa; Chordata; Aves; Eurypygiformes; Eurypygidae
Gene: EXOC6
Product: exocyst complex component 6
Exons: 21
Coding region: 37-2163 (708 amino acids)
Biological process (GO): intracellular protein transport; Golgi to plasma membrane transport; exocytosis
Cellular component (GO): membrane; exocyst
Source: RefSeq, a predicted model, not a curated record